Calypte anna (Anna's hummingbird) is the source of this 1452-nucleotide messenger RNA. RefSeq names its product carbonyl reductase [NADPH] 1. NCBI's taxonomy places the organism in Eukaryota, Metazoa, Chordata, Aves, Apodiformes, Trochilidae. The record is from RefSeq and is a predicted model, not a curated record. Gene Ontology annotation, molecular function: carbonyl reductase (NADPH) activity. The transcript is spliced from 4 exons. Bases 320 to 1150 code for a protein of 276 amino acids.
CCCUCGUGGGCUGAAAUCGCAACGGGGAAGAGGGAAGUGAUGGAGACACAACCCCCUACCCGCCCCAGGGAUACCAGGGACCGCCUCACCCACCGCCGCCGUCCCUCCCUACCCCCACGGCCCCUGCUCGCUGCAGGGGGCGGAGCUCUCCCGCCGCCAUCUUACGUGCGUUCGCUUCUCUGCCUCUCUCUGUCGGUGUGUGCGUCCGUGGCUGGCGGCCCGCUCGUCACCUUCUCAUCGCCGCGCAGAGCUGAGGAGCGAGGGGGAAGGCAGGCGGAGCAGGAGUUUUUGUCACUGUGGCAUACAUUCAGAGAGCACAAUGUCCAACGUGCCAGUGGCUGUGGUGACCGGGUCCAACAAAGGGAUUGGAUUUGCAAUUGUGCGAGCUCUAUGCAAGCAGUUCCCAGGGGAUGUCUACCUGACAGCCCGAGACCCAGGCCGUGGCCAGGAGGCAGUGGCAAAGCUUCAGGAGGAAGGGCUGCACGCCUUCUUCCAUCAGCUGGACAUCGAUGAUCUGCAGAGCAUCCGAACUCUCCGGGACUUCCUCAAGGAGAAAUAUGGAGGACUGAAUGUGCUGGUUAACAAUGCAGGAAUUGCUUUCAAAGUUCAUGACACAACUCCAUUUGCAGUCCAAGCAGAGGUUACACUGAAGACAAACUUUUUUGGAACCAGAAAUGUUUGCACAGAGUUGUUGCCUCUUGUGAAGCCUUAUGGUAGAGUGGUGAAUGUCUCUAGUAUGGUGAGUAGCUCAGCUCUAGGUGGCUGCAGCCGAGAUCUACAGCAAAAGUUUCGCAGCGACACAAUCACUGAAGAUGAGUUAGUGGAACUCAUGACCAAGUUUGUGGAAGAUACCAAGAAAAGUGUGCAUGAGAAAGAGGGAUGGCCAAAUACUGCCUAUGGGGUGUCCAAAAUUGGUGUCACAGUCUUGUCCAGGAUUCAAGCCCGGAUGUUGAAUGAGAAUAGAAAGGGUGACCACAUCCUUCUCAAUGCCUGCUGUCCUGGAUGGGUGAGAACAGACAUGGCAGGUCCUCAGGCCACUAAAUCACCAGAUGAAGGGGCUGAGACCCCGGUUUAUUUGGCCCUUUUGCCUUCUGAUGCUGAUGGUCCUCAUGGCCAGUUUGUUAGUAACAAAACAGUUCGAACCUGGUGAGCUGAUGUAUAUGGGCCCAUGCAAGUGGUAAUAGACUGUGGGUCAGCCUGUGUCCUGGUGGGGAGCAAUCACCCAGAGCACUCUCAUGCUACCCACAGCAACAGCAGGGUCCUUUUUCAUACAGUGGGGGUUACAGUUAUGGUGCUUUUCUGGGAUUAAAUCUACACUUACCCAAUAGUCUCCAUUAUCCUGCUCACAGCAUUGACUGUGCAGCCUGAAAUCUGAUUUGUUAGUGUUCCAGCCCAGAUGAUGCAGGCUAAUUCAGUGUUGCUGUAUUUUAAAGGUAUGUACCCUUGUUUACU